Molecule: messenger RNA, 407 nt
Organism: Amoebophrya sp. A120
Lineage: Eukaryota; Dinophyceae; Syndiniales; Amoebophryaceae
Source: the annotation of a GenBank genome assembly
AAAACGUCCCCACUCCAGAGUCUGUCACGAUGGGCAAGCUGCUAAGUAGUAGACAAAUCACUCAGCUUUCUUGCCUGUUGCGCAUAACAAAAAAAUCCUGUUUACCUACUUGUCUUCAGCAGGUGCAGGAUUACAAAUGUAUACUAACAUUAUGCUGAUUCGAGCAUCACGAUCACAAACCCCAAAGAAUGAUGACGAUGGCCCUGGUGGUCCGUCUGACUCCGUGCAUUGGACGCCCGACCAUCUGCGGAAGGGGAACAUGCAAGGCGCGUUUGUACUAAUUUCGGUCGGUUUAAGCAUCACAAACAACAAAACACAACUUCAAUAUAGAAAGUGCUUCUCAUGGUGCUCCGCAUGAGAAGCAUUGAUUCUAAGCAAGCAGAUUUGCGUGACAACUCUGAGGCGGG